Molecule: messenger RNA, 3933 nt
Organism: Onychomys torridus (southern grasshopper mouse)
Lineage: Eukaryota; Metazoa; Chordata; Mammalia; Rodentia; Cricetidae
Gene: Znf652
Product: zinc finger protein 652
Exons: 7
Coding region: 905-2731 (608 amino acids)
Biological process (GO): regulation of transcription by RNA polymerase II
Cellular component (GO): nucleus
Molecular function (GO): DNA-binding transcription activator activity, RNA polymerase II-specific; RNA polymerase II cis-regulatory region sequence-specific DNA binding
Source: RefSeq, a predicted model, not a curated record
GCGCGGGCGCGCGCGCGCGCUCCCGCCGGCCUCCCUGCCCCGUCGCGCACACAUCCCUUACAGCGCACACCGCCCCCCCCUCUCCCUCCCCCGCCGCCCGCCCCGCGCGCCGCCCGCCCCGCGGCCCCGCUCGGCCUCGCGCGCUCGGGAGGGAGUCGCGAGACGUCGGAGCGGCGGCCACGUAGCGCUGCGGCGGCGGCGGCGGCGGCGGCGGCGGCGGCGGCCGAGGCCGGGUCUGAGGAGCGGCCCAGAGAGCGCAGACGUUGGGCAGGGGGAGGGGCCGGCCCGGCGGGCGGUGGGGACUGGAGCGACGCGGCGCGGCGACAGGCCCCCGCCGCAGGGAUGGGCCGCCGAGGCGGCGGAGGCGGCGGAGGCGGCGGCGGCGGCGGCGGCCCGGAUUCAGAACGUGGAAGCUGGGAAACACUUGUGCAGCAUAGCAGUGAGACAUUGCCGGAGGAGUGAUUGCAGCAGCUCACCCUCGUCAGGACCAACAGCUCGGUUUCCUCAACACUCCUCUUCAGACAGCCUUCCCUUAGGAGGUUUCAGACCAGCAGCUCCUCUCUGCAGCUGUUGCCUCAGGGUCUGCUUCCAGACACCCCGAGCAGUUUCCAUUUGUGCUCUACGUUUGGGGAGUAAGCUUGUAGUAAGAUAAGACGUUCCAAGUCCCUUGUAGCUGUCUUGGGAGGAGAGUCAGGCGUGCUCUCUGCUCUUGCCAUAAGAUCAGCCAGGUUUGACCUAGACGCUGGUGCUGUGGCUGAAGGAACUGCACACAGGCUCCAGGGGUUUCUUGUUUCCACCUGAGUGGUUGGUUCUCUGUGGAUGGAGAAAGAUUGGAGGCUUGGUUGCCCUGUUUUCAAGGUGUUCUCUGUAGUGUGAACUGCUUCAUAAACUGGGCCACUUCCCAAUGAGCUACACAGCCAGUCCUUGUGAGGAGCUGGCUGCGGACUGCGCAGCACAUGCAGCAGGGAUGGCACAGGAGGAGAGCCGUCGGGGUCAGGCGCCACCCACCUUCUACCAUGGUGCCAGCCAGGAGCUCGACCUGUCCACCAAAGUGUACAAAAGAGAGUCUGGAAGCCCUUACUCUGUGCUAGUAGACACCAAGAUGAGCAAACCGCAUCUCCACGAGACGGAGGAACAGCCAUUUUUCAGGGAGACAAGGGCAGUGUCUGAUGUGCACACUGUCAAGGAAGACCGGGAGAAUUCUGACGACACGGAAGAGGAGGAGGAGGUCUCUUACAAAAGGGAGCAGAUCAUAGUGGAGGUAAACCUUAAUAAUCAAACAUUAAAUGUAUCUAAAGGGGAAAAGGGUGUCUCUUCUCAGUCCAAAGAGACUCCUGUUCUUAAGACAAGCAGCGAGGAAGGAGAGGAAGAGAGCGAGGAGGAGGCCACAGAUGACAGCAAUGACUACGGAGAGAACGGGCGGCAGAAGAAAAAGGAGAAGCGAGUGGAGAAAGUCAGGGUUACACAAAGGCGCACCCGGAGAACUGCCUCUGUUGCCGCAGCGACCACUUCCCCUACACCUCGCACAACCCGAGGCCGGAGGAAGAGUGCAGAGCUACCCAAGCGGAAGAAGCGGGCCGCCAAGGAGCCCAAAGCACCAGUCCAGAAAGCUAAGUGUGAAGAGAAAGAGACUCUGACCUGUGAGAAGUGCCCCAGGGUGUUUAAUACUCGCUGGUACCUGGAGAAGCACAUGAACGUUACUCACAGGCGCAUGCAGAUCUGUGAUAAAUGUGGCAAGAAGUUUGUCCUGGAAAGUGAGCUGUCCCUUCACCAGCAAACAGACUGUGAAAAAAACAUUCAGUGUGUUUCCUGUAACAAAUCCUUCAAGAAGCUCUGGUCCCUUCAUGAACAUAUCAAGAUUGUCCAUGGAUAUGCAGAAAAGAAAUUUGCCUGUGAGAUUUGUGAAAAGAAGUUCUAUACUAUGGCUCACGUGCGGAAACACAUGGUCGCACACACAAAAGACAUGCCAUUUACAUGUGAAACCUGUGGAAAAUCUUUCAAGCGCAGUAUGUCACUCAAGGUGCAUUCCCUGCAGCAUUCUGGAGAGAAACCCUUCAGAUGUGAGAACUGUGAUGAGAGGUUCCAGUACAAGUACCAGCUCCGCUCCCACAUGAGCAUCCACAUUGGGCACAAGCAGUUCAUGUGCCAGUGGUGUGGCAAGGACUUCAACAUGAAGCAGUACUUCGAUGAGCACAUGAAGACACACACUGGAGAGAAACCUUUUAUCUGUGAAAUCUGUGGCAAAAGCUUCACCAGUCGACCCAACAUGAAGAGGCAUCGCAGAACUCACACAGGCGAGAAGCCUUACCCCUGUGACGUGUGUGGACAGCGGUUCCGCUUCUCCAACAUGCUGAAGGCCCACAAGGAGAAGUGCUUCCGAGUGACCAGUCCAGUGAACGUGCCACCCGCUGUCCAGAUCCCUCUGACCUCGGCGCCGGCUGCUCCACCUCCAGCUGUGGUCAACACUCCCACAAGCCCAGCCCCGGCAGUCAGUAUGAACCCAGUGGGCGGCACGCUUCCCUCAAGGCCCGUCCCGCACCCUUUCUCACACCUGCACAUCCACACGCAUCCACACCAUGCGCACCACCUCCCCAUCCCACCUGUGCCUCACCUGCCCCCACCCCCAGCCCUCUUCAAGAGUGAGCCCCUAAACCACAGGGGCCAGAGCGAGGACACCUUCCUGAGGCACCUAGCAGAGAAGAACAGCGCUGCCCAGGCCCAGCAUCAUUAGCACCCACCUGCCCGAGUGUCAUCCCCGCGGUGAGUUAGCAGAAGGGUGCAGCUGGGCCUCUCUGAGGUCUCCCUGUCUCCACAGCCUCCAGAAUUCAGGGCCUUAACUGUUGUGCUGGCAAACCAUCAGACUGACCCGGGAGAGUGAACAGGAAGACUGCCCUUGCAACCAGGGGAACCACCGGACUAAAGCCCAGUUUGCUUGCAUUUUCUGAUGACUUUUAUAAAUUUCAGAUACUUAGACUGUGGGAUUUUAUAAUUUCAUAUCAGCGGAUGAGGUAUGCUUGCUUUUAUAUCCUGGUCUUCUCCUCAAAGAGGGGAUGGGCCUGGUUUUCUUUAUACUAAUCGGGAAGGCUGUGAGAGUAAUCAGCAUUAACUGUAUCACUGUGUAUUGUAAUGAAUUCUUUUCAGCUUUUGGUGCUGACUGCAGUCGAGCUGGCCACGUUUCACACAAUAUCAAGCAUUAUAGAGAAGAUGGGAAUUUUCUUCUUUGUGUAGCUCUUUUAACAACACACUCUUUAUUUUACUACAGAAAUUAUUUUAGAAUUUUUGUAUAGACUUUAGUAGUCUGUUUCUAAAAUGAAAUGUAUUUCAAUAAGCUGUGUAAUUUUUUCAGUGUAGCUAAACCCAUGUUGUAAAAUAGAUAAAUUUUUUAUAAUCAUCAAAAUGUGAUUCGUAAAGAUACAUAUAAUAACUUCUAUUUCAAAUUUAUUCUUACAUCCGUACAACUCAAAGGUGCUUCUGAGACUGGAUGGAGGUCAGCAGACCAGAUUACUACAAAAACAAGGUUCCUAAGUGCUCAGUAACUUGAAAAUCUCUGCUGGGCAUUCAGUCCGUCAGGCUCCCGGACACACUCCAUGGUGUCCCUUUGAGCGCCUAUUGAUUCAGUGGGUGCUGUGCUGGGGUAGGGUCAUCAAAAGCUUGCCUGAUUUGAAAAUCUGAGGAACGUAGUGAAUACCUUCAGAAGGAAGUGGCAGGAUUCCUUUUGAUCACGUCUGUUUCUCACUUCUCUUAGGAACUGUGCCAUGCUCAGCUGUUAGAGGAAGACAAAUUGGAAUCUCUUAUUUUGAGGUUGCUGUGUUUUCCAAGAGUUGGUAGGAGAAGCUAAAUGGUGAACUGAAAUCACAAAUGUAGUUGCUGAUAGUGACUGAGAAAAGAGGGGAGGGAGACAAAUUGGCUUUUUUUUUUUUUGAGCUGAGGAUC